AUGUGUUGCAACUACUACAGAAACUCGUGUGGUAGCUGUGGCUACGGUUCUGGAUAUGGCUGUGGCUACGGCUCCGGAUAUGGCUGUGGCUAUGGCUCUGGAUAUGGCUGUGGUCUUGGCUAUGGUUCUGGAUAUGGCUGUGGCUAUGGCUCCGGAUAUGGCUGUGGCUAUGGCUCCCGCUAUGGCUGUGGCUAUGGCUCCGGAUAUGGCUGUGGCUACGGUUCUGGAUAUGGCUGUGGCUAUGGUUCUGGAUAUGGCUCUUCCUGCUAUAGCUACCGGCCCUUUGUCUACAGAAGUUGCUAUUCUUCUUGCUGCUAG
Molecule: messenger RNA, 318 nt
Organism: Condylura cristata (star-nosed mole)
Lineage: Eukaryota; Metazoa; Chordata; Mammalia; Eulipotyphla; Talpidae
Product: keratin-associated protein 21-1-like
Exons: 1
Coding region: 1-318 (105 amino acids)
Biological process (GO): hair follicle development
Source: RefSeq, a predicted model, not a curated record